GGGAAAUCCCGGCCUACGCUAUCCACCUAAUUUCUACCUUCCGCUGCAAUUCGUUGCGGUUGCUGGCAAUGUUCUCUUCUUCCCAAGCCUUGCGCGUCCAGCGCGUCGUCGUCCAGCAAAGAAAGCGGGCAUUGCAUGACCUAGUUUCACUACCUGGACGCAAACCUAUCGUUUCCUAUGGAACUCCUGGAUACAGUGCUGUUAGUGGACACGUCGUCACCGUUUUCGGUUGUACUGGAUUUCUAGGAAGGUACUUGGUAUCUCAACUAGGUGAGCUCAAAUUCUCAUUCAGUCGCGAGUUAGAAAUGGUGAUAUUUUGUGUUACAGCGAAGAUGGGCACACAGGUCGUCGUACCCUAUCGGGAGGAGGAUGAAAAGAGGCAUCUUAAGCCCAUGGGUGACCUCGGUCAAAUAGUUCCCUUGGAAUGGGAUCUUCGGAAUGAAAACCAAAUAGCCGAAUGUCUCAGACAUUCAGACAUUGUUUACAAUCUUGUUGGCCGAGAUUACGAGACGAAGAACUUCGAUUAUUCAUCUGUCCAUGUCGAUGGUGCAGAACGAAUCGCAAAGAUUGCCGCUGAAGUCGGUGUCCAGCGUUUGGUUCACGUUUCGCAUCUGAACGCAUCUAGCAACUCUUCCUCUCAAUACUACCGAACCAAAGCCGAGGGUGAAGAACGGGUAAGGAAGGUCUUCCCCAGCGCCACUAUCGUCAGGCCCGCUUCACUCUUCGGGUAUGAGGAUAAGUUCCUGAAUAACAUGGCCAUCUGGCCAAUCUGGUGGAAAUUGAAUUACGGCGAGACCAGAAUUCGUCCAGUUCACGUGAUGGAUGUUGCACAAGCGCUUGCUAACCUUAUGUCUAUCCCUCAAUUAAGUGGCACACUAAACCUUCCUGGGCCGAACGCUCUCACUUUUGAGUACCUCCUGGACCUUGUGUCAUCUGUUACUUACGGUCCCCCUUCUCGGGCUCCUGUCGUGCCUAAGCGAAUUGCAUUGCUUAUUGCCAAGGCUGCACAAGCUGCUUGGUGGCCGAUCCUUAGCCCGGACGAAGUGGAGAGGCGAUACAUCGAUGAUACCGACGUUCCAGGAGACUGGGCUGCUGUUGGUGUGACCCCAGAAGAGAUAGAAAACCUUGCAAUAACAUACCUUAGAAGAUAUCGCUCCGCAGAAAACUUCGUGCGACCGGUCGUAUUCCCUGCCCGGUCAGGACAAACUGCACCAUAAGGCUUGAAGUCGAAAUGGGCGUCUACCGUAUCAAAAUUUGCGGGCGUCCUUCCUUUCUUUACUUAGCGUUCUUUGUAUUGAUGGCGGAGUGGUUGCCAGGACAUAGAGCGAAUAGUAAUAUUGUGAUAUGCUAUGUAAAGUGUUGUCUAGGGGGUAGAAAACUACAAGAAAAUCUGCCGUACCCAAGCCGAGCAAAUAAGAUCAUAACGUUUUUAUUUUAUUUUACACUGAUCGGGUGUUUCCCGCACGAAGAAAGAAAAUGUUAUUAUAGCACGAUCAGAUAAGACUGUCGAUAUGUAACAAAGUACUCCCAACGGAAGCUAGGCUUGCGAGUCACCUCGGGAUGCUGCGGAACGCGAGAAAGAUAUUUACGAAGGCGUAGGUGACUGUAAAUAUAUGACUGGCAUGGCGCUAAUACAACUGACAAUCAAAAGCCAGGGGGAACCAGGCCUUUUUGUGGAGGUUGAUUCGGACUGGAUCCAGAUGACGGAUAUGUUGAUCCAGGGGCGAGCAUCUGUUGAGCGCCCUGUUGUUGUGCCAACAUUUCCCGCUCCUGUGCCACUACCUUUGCUUCGUCUUCCAAGCUCAAAGCGAGAGGAAGGCCAACCAAUAACGCUGAGGUGGUGACAACCCAAACGAUGUUCCCGACGAUCUUCCCACUCAGCUUCACGAAAGAAGAAGCUUUUGAUACUUUCGAAGCAAGACUGUGACGGGUUGAGGGAGGCACAAUGUCUACGAGGGCGGUGAUACGGUCAUAGAGGGUCUCUUCGGCGGAGAGCUCUGAGGAAAUGGAGGAGAGGGACGCCGAGGAGGAUGUGCGCGACGAUGAGGAGGAUGCAUACGGCGAAUUGCCAGCAUAUUGAGCGUCUUUCUCUUCAACGAUUUCUACUUUGACCAUGGUGGACGAGGUACGGAGCGAAGGCGGAAGGACAGAAAAAAAUAGAGGGAGCGCCUGACGGUCGGUUGACGGCGUGCGACCUCAGCUCGGAGCCGACGGGCGGUGGGGUGGCGUAAGAGUUUGGCGGUGUUUGGUCCGAUCCAUUAGGAUUAGUAUUGUACUGUAAUCAGGCAAUUAUAAGUAUAAGUACUACG
This is a messenger RNA of Serpula lacrymans var. lacrymans S7.9, 2309 nucleotides long. It is a transcript of the gene NDUFA9, whose product is annotated as 39kDa subunit of NDUFA9, NADH:ubiquinone oxidoreductase. The record is from RefSeq and is a predicted model, not a curated record. Gene Ontology annotation, cellular component: mitochondrion. The coding region runs from base 69 to 1217 and encodes 382 amino acids. The transcript is spliced from 9 exons. Lineage: Eukaryota; Fungi; Basidiomycota; Agaricomycetes; Boletales; Serpulaceae. Gene Ontology annotation, molecular function: protein-containing complex binding.